CUGAUUUUUUAGGAUACAGCUGCUUACUUUUCUACAGAUUUCAUAUUAAUGAACUUAAGGUUUUAAAUAUGGCAUUCAUACCAUUACAGGUGCCAGGGUAUAUUUACAAGGAAACAUACAAAGAAAAAUCUUUACUGGACCAGAAAAAAAAGUUGUCCUGUGCAUUGAUCUGUUCAUGCUCUAAAUUUUGUGGGGCUUUUUUUAGCACUGUAGUGAAGUGAGAUUAAUGAAGAAAUGUGAUCACCCAAGCGGCUUCCUACCUAUUGACUGUGUAAAUUUUUUGCAGUGAUUCCUGUGGAAGUCAGAGAGGCAAAAAAGAACUUACCUCAGAAAAAAAACACUUAGACUGAACAAUUCUUCACAUACUUAAGAAUUUAUUAAUUUUCUUCUCAUUAUCUUGACCUAAUUUACUUAUAUUGGGCCCGUGACUCUGUAGACCUAUCUGAGACUCAUUACCAACCACAGGAAAAGAAAAUGGAAACAUGGAAGUCCAGAAUAGAAGACUGACAGCUGUGGAAGAUUGUGUUUUGAUUCCAUCAUUAAAUAGAAGGAAUUAUUUUAAAUUUUGGGGGCAUUAUUUUAAAAGAGGUAUUCAGCAUUAUUUUUACAUGUAGAAAAUAGUGAUGCCUCUUCAAAUUUAAAGUCUUCCUUGAACAGUGAGUGAUUUUUUGGGUUAUUCGUGAUUGAUUGUAAAUACUUUUCUAAAUGUAAUAUUCAAACCUUUUUUAUUUGUUUGGUCUGGCUUACUUAUGAGGUUAGCCCUGAGAGGAAAAUUAAGACCGCUUUAGUGUGAGGAAACUGGUUUGUUGUUAAGCUAAGACAGUAAUGAUUUUUUAUCUUCUUGUUACAGAUAAGCUAGUAUUACCUUCCUUGUGAUUCAGGCAUUAUCUUGAAAAGCAGCUGCACAAUUAUGGGUUUCUAUCUGAAGGUGUCAGUAAUGUAACAUGAUAAAUCUUUUUUUCUGGUUCCAGUGUGACUUUGUCCUGAAAACCUCUAGGCCACAAUUUAACUCUUCACUGUAAGAAGUAGUGUUGAUCUCUAUUUGGGGUAUUCUUUUUUAAGGGUUUGGUUUAGAUACAUCUCUGGUCUCUAUAAAUGGUAAACGAUGGCAAUAAAAUUAGUUUUUUUGGUUUAUGUAGUUUCCAGAAAAGAAGUGAAACCUUUCCCCUGAGGCCAACAUCAGAAAUCAUUGUUUAGUUUGGAUUUUCUCAAUAGUUUACAAAAGUGGGUAUAAUGUAGUGAUGUUAUGCUAAUCUAUAUCCUGGACAUUUCCUGGAAAAUGAAAUCCUGUGACUUGAUUCAUCCUCUAAAUUCUCUUCCAAGGCUCAGAGACUAACAGUGGGCUGGAAGGAGGCAUUUUCCAUGUAGAGAGUGUCUUAUUCAUACAAGCUUACUACCUUCUCUCACCAUGGAAGUGUUCCAGCAUCAGCUACUCAGUCUUGUUGGGGCUCUGAUCUGUUUCUGUACUCUGAUAAAAUGCAUCAGAUUCAUGAGGACUUUUCCAUAUGUCUGAAGUUCUUUGCCUUAGAUUUUCUUUCAGUCAAUGGGAGAAUGGGCAGUUGUCACAGGAGCAUGAGAUGGGAUUGGAAAAGCAUAUUCCUUCGACCUGGCAAGAGGUGAAUUAACUAUAGUGAUGAUAAGGAGAACUUUUGAAAAAAUGAAUUUGGUAAGCAUUUUUACAGAGCUGGCCACAGAUCAAAAGGUGAAGGUUAUACAAGCUGAUUUCACUAAAAAUUCAGUAUACAAGAACAUUGAAAAAGAUCUGAAGGACUUGGAUACUGCUGUUCUGGUUAGCAAUGUUGGAAUGCUUCACAAUCCUAUUCCAUGCCAUUUCCUUAAUGGACCAAACAUAGAAGAAUUAGGAUUAUUCUGUAGAUUUCAUCUUCAAAUGUAUCAGAAAGUUCUAAUUCUGAAUCUGUCCUCUGGUCUGAGUACUUUCCCUUGUCCAUUAUAUACAACGUACUCAGCUACUAAGGCUCAUUUAUGUACACUUCUACAACCACUGCAAGCAGAGUAUAAGGCAAAGGGAAAUAUCAUACAGAUACUGAUUCCUUAUGGUGUUUCUGCUCCAAUGUACCAAAACCCUUUUGUUAUUACAAAGACAGCAAAAGAGUUUCUUAGUGAAUCACUGGAGUAUAUCACCUUUGGAGAUGAGAUUUUUGGAUGUUUCACCCGUGAAAUUUUGAUUGAAUUUGGGUGUGUGUAAAUGUCUUCCAAAGACUCCAGCCAAGUCUGUCUGGGCUCAGCCUGCUCUUUUCACUUUUUUGUAGACCUUGGAUAUUAAAUGAGAAAGAGACAAUCGGUUGUUGGAGCUAAUAUGGCACCAGUAAAAUAUGAAGAGAGGAAUACAUAAGUAAAACGUAGUGGUUACAGCACAGUAUGGUUUUCUCUGCUCAUGAGCCUUGAGUGAGCUUAGUUUCAUGUCUGGUUAGUCUUUGUCCUCCCUCCAGCUGCCUGUUUUCAUGACCUUGCUAAGGAAUUUUCCAAGACCUCUACUCCUUCAGAAAAAUUGGCCAGCAAUUUCAAAAGUUUUUAGUGGGGGAGAGGAAGGACAUAAAACCUGAAUGUACUAUCACAAAGACAUCAUUUCCUUGGAUACCAUGCUAACAAAAUAGAGUAAAUAUUUAUACACAGCAGCUGUUAAUGAUGAGCAUUAAAUGAAAUUGUAAGAAAGGCGACAGAUUUGCUGAAAGCACAGGAAUUAACAUUUUCCUCCAAGAGAAACGUGGUUACUUAAAGCCUGAAGUAAAAGCUUUUGUGGGCCUCAUAUAGGCUCUAAGAAAUUUAUAUUACCAUUUUGACAUAAUCUUAAA
Melospiza melodia melodia is the source of this 2813-nucleotide messenger RNA. It is a transcript of the gene HSD17B3, whose product is annotated as hydroxysteroid 17-beta dehydrogenase 3. Gene Ontology annotation, biological process: steroid biosynthetic process. Gene Ontology annotation, molecular function: testosterone dehydrogenase (NADP+) activity. Gene Ontology annotation, cellular component: endoplasmic reticulum. The record is from RefSeq and is a predicted model, not a curated record. NCBI's taxonomy places the organism in Eukaryota, Metazoa, Chordata, Aves, Passeriformes, Passerellidae.